AAUAUCUUCACUGGAGGGGACAAAAGCACGUUCACUUGUGCCACCGACAAAAUUAUAAAUCUUUCAUUUUUUUUUCUUCUCUUAGAGAAAUCAUUCUCUGUACAAAAUUUUGUAGAAACAUAGACAACAUCAUCGAGAUCCCGUCAAAGAUUCGUCCUUUUUUUUUUUCUUGUUAACUGAGCUGAAGAAGCCUAAGAUCCAAUUUGAUAACUGGGUUGUCUGAAAGAUUCGAUCUUUGUUUCGACUCGCUGUUUCUGAAUCAAGAUUUAUGGUAUGUAAUCUCGAACUCUACUGAAACCCACUUCACUCUCGCAAAAAUGGAGACGGAAACAACAAAUCUCGUAGGAGGCAGUCAUGUUUUGCGGAAAGCAGAGCUAAAAUCAUACAGUCACAAGCAGUUUCACUCUUCAAAUGCAUUAGAGAUCCUGAGAGAAUCCGUUCGAAUCCUCCGGUACAAUCUAGGUGCUUUCAUGAUAACAACUGCUGCUUUGAUCUGUCCUGUCUCUGCUUUGAUCUUACCGAACUUUUUAGUUGAUCAAUCAUUAGUGAACAAACUCACAGUGAAGCUUCUCUUAGUGGCAAAGUCAAGUGGUCUUCCUUUGCAGCCUUUUGUCAAACACUCUUGUCAGAAGUUCGCUGAAACCUCUGUUUCGUCUGCAAUGUGUUUCCCUUUGUUCAUCACUGUGUCUCUCUUGUCUAAAGCAGCUGUGGUUUACUCAGUGGAUUGCACUUACUCGAGGGAAAAAGCAGAGAUUAGCAAGUUCUUUGUUGCAUUCCAGAAAAUAUGGAAACGAGUUGUGUUCACUUACCUAUGGAUUUGCACUCUGAUUGUUGGUUGCUUCACUUUCUUCUGCGUUCUUCUUGUAGCAAUCUGCAGUUCCUUCUCUGUCCUCGGCUUCUCUCCAGACUUCAGUGUUUAUGGAGCCAUUUUAGUUGGUUUAGCAUUCUCUGUAGUUUUCGCCAACGCGAUUAUCAUCUGCAACACCGCUGUUGUGAUCUCGGUUCUGGAAGAUGUUUCAGGGAUAGGAGCAUUGGUGAGAGCUAGUGAUCUGAUCAAAGGGCAUAUUCAGGUUGGUUUGUUGAUGUUCCUUGGGUCAACUUUAGGAUUGGCAUUUGUGGAAGGCUUGUUUGAUCACAGAGUGAAGAAAGUGAGUUAUGGAGAUGGUUCUUCGAGGCUAUGGGAAGGACCUCUUUUGGUGUUGAUGUAUUCCUUUGUGACACUUAUAGAUUCGAUGAUGAGUGCAGUGUUCUAUUUCAGCUGCCGGGUUUAUUAUAGUAUGGAAACUUCUAGAGGUGAAACUCAACCAAUCAUGGAAACUAUUGCGGUUGUCGAUACGGAGUAAUGGUUUAGGCUGUUGAGGAUUUGGUGUGUGUUUACGAAUCAUUACUCGGCGAGUGAACAUGGAAAUGUAUUAAUUGAAGAAGAUGUAUAUCAAUGGGGUUUCAUUUGGAACAUUUUUUUGUUUUCACCAAUAAAAUUUGAUGCAUUUUUAAGGUUUUUGUUAUGUAUGAUUGCUA
Capsella rubella is the source of this 1518-nucleotide messenger RNA. RefSeq lists its product as uncharacterized. Lineage: Eukaryota; Viridiplantae; Streptophyta; Magnoliopsida; Brassicales; Brassicaceae. The coding region runs from base 318 to 1343 and encodes 341 amino acids. The record is from RefSeq and is a predicted model, not a curated record. The transcript has a single exon.